Messenger RNA from Abrus precatorius (Indian licorice), 2559 nucleotides. RefSeq lists its product as uncharacterized. Lineage: Eukaryota; Viridiplantae; Streptophyta; Magnoliopsida; Fabales; Fabaceae. Bases 799 to 2163 code for a protein of 454 amino acids. The transcript is spliced from 5 exons. The record is from RefSeq and is a predicted model, not a curated record. Gene Ontology annotation, biological process: regulation of asymmetric cell division.
AUUGGGUGUAGAGCAUAUCAUAGUUCUCUUUGCCUAACUCACUUUACUAUUUUAUGGGGAUAUGAAGGUUUUUGGGAUCUGAGAUAGAUCUCUAUGGUUUUGACCAUGUUCCCUGAUUUCCUUCAUGCGAUUCAAGUGUAAGUUACUAAGUUGCAACCCAGCUGGGAUUUUCGCAGUACUUUUUAUUUUUGGAUUUCUAAACUUCUGUAUUCUGAUGAGUCAGAUCUAAUAAUCAGAGCUAAAGGACAAAGUAUUGGUAGGGAUUUUGUAGGGAAUCAUCUGCUUAUGUAGGCCUUAUGAUUUAAAAUUUCGGUUUGUAAUUUUGUAGCUGAAAACUUUCGAAAAAGUUUGUGAUUUUAAAUCUUUUUUCUUGUCCUAUUAUACCAUCAGUACCGUCCUUGGAUUCUACUUGGGCGAAAUCUCUUACUUAUAAAAAGAAAAGGCAACUGCUACUUGCUUUUUAGUACUUAAAUAUUAUUUUAGGCUCAUGGGGAAAACUAAUAUUCUUAGACAAAAAUGAUUAAUAUAUGUGGAUAUUAGAAGCUUAAUAUAGAAUAUGGACCCCAGUUGUACUGAUUCAAUCUAAACCUUGUUAUUAGAAAUUGUGGUAAACUCUUCAUGUCCCUUUUUUAUGCUCCCUGGUUUAUUUUAUUGGCUAGAAUGGGGUUCUGUUAAAUGAUAUUAGCAGAUCCCUGCAGAAUACAGUGUGAUCAGACUAGUCUCUUUGGUUGAAAAUAGUCAAAAUACCAGUGGUUGUUGCGAAGAAAAAUUACCAAUGUAUUUAAGCAUCAGUACACCAUGAAACUAGAUCUUGAGCCGGAAUCUCAAUCGUUUGUGUUCAACGACAAUGAUCAAAACCCUGCUGGAUACAAAUUACAAAACCAGAAAGUGAAGGAAUAUGAGGAUGAAGUCUCUACUUAUUUAAAGAAUAAUGAACAGGGUUUAGAUUCAUUGCAAUGCGACAUGGAGUCAGCUGAUUGUAUGGCUACACCAAAACUUGAUUUUUCUAACAGCAUGAUUGAUUUGAGAAAUGAUUAUAAAGCACAGGUAAGGGAUUUAGUUGAGCCAGUAUCUCAUUCUUCCAAGGAUAUAGAGUCAUUUAUGAAGUUUCCAAAUGAUAUAGAAUCAGUUAGAAGGUCCCCUACUUCACCGAUGUCUAAUCCUCUCGGAGAAAGAGACUUGUUUGAGAAUUCAGUAGAUGUCUAUAUGGAUAAAACUAUUACAGAAUGUGAACCAGAUCUAGAAGUUUGUUACAAAGAGAGUAAUUAUCAUCUUGUCAAGGACAUCUGUGUUGAUGAAGGAGUCCUUACCAAGGAUAAGAUCAUGUUUGUGAAUAAUGUCGAUGAAAAGGCCCACAAUAUCUUCCAUUCUGAGAGUUAUGAAAACAAAGAAAAGCUGAUAGACAAUACCAGUAUCAGUGUACUAAACCUACCACCAACUCAGGAGUCUAACCAGGUUUCUACUAAUUGUAAUCAGCCUAAGGAUUUGAUGCACAAAGAAGAGGAUGAAACUGGAAAACUUUCUGGUAAUGUCAACAAAGAAAUAGUUUUACCCGAGGAUAAGAUUUUGCUGCAAGAUUUACUCGCUGGGGAUUCUGUACCUUCUGAUGACAUGGAUGAACAGAUCUCUGGUGAGCGUGAAUUGCACUCUCAAUCUGAAGAUUCUAAAAUUACGGUUGAGGAAGCAGUAUUGUCAAGUUCCAGUUUGGCAUCAGGAGACAGUGAACCAAAUAGUGAUAGCAUGCUUGUAGAGAAUGAAACCUUCAAUCAACAAAUUGAUCCUUCGGCUCCUGCAGAUUGUGCUGAAAAGGAAUGUAACCAAGUUGGUGACAGUAAAUGUGAUGAAACUCAACAUAGUUCCAAGCUUGUAGAAGGGAAGUCUGAUGAUCAGGGUACAAUCAGUCACGUCCGUCACAGCUUAGGCGAGUCAAGUUUCUCAGCAAUAGGCCCCGUGUCAGGUCGAAUAAGUUACUCAGGGCCUGUACCUUAUUCUGGUAGUAUCUCUCUCCGAUCGGAUAGCAGCACUACAAGCACGCGGUCCUUUGCAUUUCCCAUACUGCAAUCUGAAUGGAAUAGCAGCCCGGUCAGAAUGGCGAAAGCUGACAGAAGGCAUUACCGGAAGCAUCGGUGUUGGAGGCAGGGCCUUCUUUGCUGUAAAUUCUAAGAUUAGUUUCUUUUUCUUAAUAGGCCAAAAUUCAUAUAUAGCAUUAAAAAUUUCUGCUUGAGUAUCAUGCUUAUACAUCUCCCUAGCUGUUCACUAGUGUGCAGUAGGUUUAAAAUGGCCAGUCAGUGCUCAUGUAUGUCUGCAGGCAAAAGUAUUAGAUUUUAGCUUUGCUUGCAUCUGCUUGUUCUUUUAUUUUUGCCUAUACAUGGUUUCAUUGAUUUUUUAUUUCAUUUCAUUUGCAAAAAAUUCCUAGUACAUAUUACUUUUGCAUCAUUUAAUGUGCAACAAAAGGCUCUAAAAUUUGAAGUUAGCUCAUUUAAUCUGAUUUUGUUAAGAAUCUAAUUUAAAAUGUUGCAUAUGUUAUGAGAGAUUGGCAUAAUAUUAUUAAAAGUUUCU